AUGCUCACCCCCGGGGCAUGCCACAUCUAUCAACAGGCACUCAUGAAAACAUUUUACGAUCUAUGUCAUGGUGUCUUGAUUGCAAUUGUUUUCUUUCUUUCUUUUUUAUUCUUUCGUCUUGAAAAUCUUUUUCUCCCCUUUUUUUUUUUCCUUUUUUUUCUUAUUCUUUCUUGCUUGGAAUCGUUCUUUCUUUCUUUUGCUCUUUCUUUCUUUCCUUUUUAUUCUUUCUUGCUUGCAAUUGGUUUCUUCCUUCUUUUUUCUUUCUUUCUUAUUUUUUCUUGCUUGGAAUCGUUCUUUCUUUCUUUCUUUUGCUCUUUCUUUCUUUCUUUCUUUCUUUCUUUCUUUCUUUCUUUCUUUCUUUCUAUCCAGAUUUCAUUGUUUCUUUCCUUCUCUUUUAUUUUUACAAUUUCUUUCAUUCUUUCUUUCUAUUUUUUAAUUCUUUCUUUCACUCCACAUUUGUUUGAUUCUUCCCCACCCAUAAUUUUAACCAUUUCUUUUUUUCUUUCUUUCUUUCUUUCUUUCUUUCUUCUUUCUUUCUUUCUUUCUAUCCAGAUUUCAUUGUUUCUUUCUUUCUUUCUUUCUUUCUUUCUUUCUUUCUUUCUUUCUUUGAUCCACUUCUUUCUUUCUUUCUUUCUUUCUUUCUUUCUUUCUUUCUUUCUUUCUUUCUAUCCAGAUUUCAUUGUUUCUUUCUUUCUUUUUAAUUAUAACAAUUUCUUUCAUUCUUUCUUUCUAUUUUUAAUUCUUUCUUUCACCCCACAUUUGUUUGUUUCUUCCCCACAAAAUUUUAACCAUUUCUUUCUUUCUUUCUUUCUUUCUUUCUUUCUUUCUUUUUUCCUUUAUUUAUUUAUUUUUUCUUUCUUUUUUUUCCUUUCUUUAUUUCUUCCCACAUUUGUUUGUGUCUUUCUUUUCCUUUAA
Messenger RNA from Acanthosepion pharaonis, 915 nucleotides. The record is from the annotation of a GenBank genome assembly. Lineage: Eukaryota; Metazoa; Mollusca; Cephalopoda; Sepiida; Sepiidae.